GCGGGCGGCUCGCAGGAGGCGCACGAGAAGUUCCUGCUCAUCGCCACCGCCUACGAGACCCUCAAGGUGAGAGAGCGGGACCGCCACCGCGGCCGGAGCCGCUCCGGAUGAAGAAACACGUAAAGAUUAUGAUUACAUGCUGGAUCAUCCUGAAGAGUAUUACAGACACUAUUAUCACUACUACAGCAGGAGACUGGCUCCUAAAGUGGAUGUCCGGAUAGUGAUCCUGGUGACAGUGUGUGCCAUCUCCGUGUUUCAGUUCUUCAGCUGGUGGAGUAGUUACAAUGAAGCUAUCAACUAUCUAGCUACAGUGCCAAAAUACCGUAUACAAGCUACUGAGAUUGCCAAGCAACAAGGAUUACUCAACAAGACCAGAGAAAAAGGCAAGAACAGGAGGUCUAAGGAAGAAAUUCGUGAAGAAGAGGAAGAAAUCAUCAAAGACAUUAUUAAAAAUAAAAUAGAUAUAAAAGGCGGUUAUCAGAAGCCCAAGAUAUAUGAUAUCCUUCUGUUUCAGAUCCUUCUUGCUCCUUUCUACUUGUGCAAGUAUGUUAUUUGGUACUGCUGGUGGAUUUAUUGUUUCACUAUCAAAGGGCAAGAAUAUGGUGUGGAAGAGAAGCUGUAUAUCAUACGGAGAUACAUGAAGAUGUCUCAGUCUCAGUUUGACAGUCUAGAAGAUCAUCAGAAAGAGACCUUUCUUGAACGGCAGCUGUGGAUACGAGAAAACUAUGAGGUCUAUAAACAAGAACAAGAGGAGGAGUUAAAGAAGAAGAUGGCCAUGGAUCCCCGAUGGAAGAGGUAUCGGAGGUGGAUGAGAAAUGAAGGACCUGGAAGACUGACUUUUAUUGAUGACUGAAAGUUGCUGAACACAUUGUGUGCUAAUGUCGGCAGUGAUCUGAAAAACGUUUUGAUACAUCAUUCAGAGUUUUAUCUGCUGGUUUGGCAGUGAUCUAAAACUCAGGAAUUACUAAAUCAGGCCGAAAAGUAGUACAGGUUUACGGUUUUUAUAAAUCAGAAUUAUUAAACAGGCUUAACUCAAUGUGUUUAUCUUACGUACAUGGGGAUCUUAAUGUGGAGUUCAUUAUUUCAAAUAAUGUAUUUCCUCUGCAUAUUUCAUACUCGUGGUCAAUGGAACCGUACUUUUAGUCCUUCUGAAACUGUUUCUUGAUCUGUCCUUGAAGGUCCUGGUCUUCAUUUCUAAACGGAAGGGUUCAUGCGAGUGAACACUGGAAACUGAAAUCAUUAUUAAGGACUCUGAAGCAAGGGCCAGCUCAUACUUUCCUCUUCCCUCCCUCCAUCUACUUUUCAACUUACUUUUUAAAAUGCCAAAUUGUUUUUUGAUGUAGACAAUAUGGGGAUUAUACCAGACUACUUCUUUUGCUAUUCCUUCUGCAAUUGGAAAUGAAUUUUAUUCUUUGUGGGAAUAAAUGGUGCAUGAUUGAUCACCGUUAUGGUGCGAACAAGCCUUAAUUCUUUGUUCUACAGAGUGGCUCAUGAAAUAGCGUACUUCAGUCACUUAUGUUUGGUUUUUAAUCUUGUACCUUAGGUUGUACCUACUUGUUCAGAACAAGUGUACCAGUGAACAUUAGUCUACUAAAUGUGAAACUUCUUUCACCAAAGUAUUGGUAAAGGGAAAACGACCCUUUUGUUUAAAAGGGCAAUCUUGAUGCCUUAUGUAAAUAAAAGUUUAUAUAAUAUA
Molecule: messenger RNA, 1696 nt
Organism: Coturnix japonica (Japanese quail)
Lineage: Eukaryota; Metazoa; Chordata; Aves; Galliformes; Phasianidae
Gene: DNAJC25
Product: DnaJ heat shock protein family (Hsp40) member C25
Biological process (GO): protein folding
Cellular component (GO): endoplasmic reticulum membrane
Source: RefSeq, a predicted model, not a curated record